This is a messenger RNA of Callithrix jacchus (white-tufted-ear marmoset), 7354 nucleotides long. RefSeq names its product RIMS binding protein 2 (gene RIMBP2). Gene Ontology annotation, molecular function: protein binding. Gene Ontology annotation, biological process: neuromuscular synaptic transmission. NCBI's taxonomy places the organism in Eukaryota, Metazoa, Chordata, Mammalia, Primates, Cebidae. The record is from RefSeq and is a predicted model, not a curated record.
GGCGUGAUCUCGGCUCACUGCAACCUCCAUCUCCCAGGUUCAAGUGAUUCUCCUGCCUCAGCCUCCCGAGUAGCUGGGAUUACAGCUUGGAAAUUACCGCUACACCUGAAGCCUGCAGGUGCUGAGGCCACAUUCUCUCAGACCCAAGCUUCGGGAGGCCCCUGGGGAAAUUUCCCACUUUGUGUCCUGAGACCAGGAAGUCAGCAGAGAAACUCUGUGGGAAAUGAACUGAAGGAUGCCACCCAGGGAGAGCAUCGUCUGAGAUCCCAUCAUGCAGGCCUUUCCACAAGUGCCUGGCAGCAUGACAAGGUGAAGGCAGAGUAUGUGCGUCUCAACCACCCACUCACCCUUGUGAGCAGAGAGCGCGCUUUGGCUGUGAAGGAGAAACACCAGCUCCAAGCCAAGCUGGAGAACCUGGAACAGGUCCUGAAGCAUAUGCGAGAGGCGGCUGAACGUCGGCAGCAGCUGGAGUUGGAGCAUGAGCAGGCCCUGGCUGUUCUCAGCGCCAAGCAGCAGGAAAUUGACCUUCUGCAGAAGGCUCAGGUUGAGGCCAAGAAGGAGCAUGAGGGCGCCGUGCGGCUGCUAGAGAACACCCUGGACAGCAUGCAGUCCAAGGUUCGAGAGCUGGAAGAGAAAUGCCGGACUCAGAGUGAGCAGUUCCACCUACUGUCCCGGGACCUGGAGAAGCUCCGGCAGCACGCUGGGAAGGUCGACCUGCUGGGUGGCAGCACGGUGGCCCCCCUGGACGUCUCCACGGCCCCCGGCAAGGCUUUCCCGCAGUUCAUGAAUGGCCUAGCCACCUCCCUCGGCAAAGGUCAGGAGAGCGCGAUCGGAAGCGGCAGUGCGAUCCGUGAAUAUAUCCGGCCCCUUCCACAGCCUGGUGACAGGCCGGAGCCUCUGUCUGCCAAGCCCACCUUCCUGUCCAGAUCCGGUAGCCCAAGAUGCAGAUCUGAGUCCGACAUGGAGAAUGAACGGAAUUCCAAUACCUCAAAGCAGAGAUACUCGGGGAAGGUCCACCUCUGUGUCGCCCGCUAUAGCUACAACCCCUUCGAUGGACCAAAUGAGAACCCGGAAGCUGAGCUGCCCCUCACAGCGGGAAAAUACCUCUACGUCUAUGGAGACAUGGAUGAGGAUGGGUUCUAUGAAGGAGAGCUCCUGGAUGGCCAGAGGGGCCUGGUGCCCUCCAACUUUGUGGACUUUGUGCAGGACAACGAGUCUCGGUUGGCAAGCACGCUGGGGAGCGAGCAGGACCAGAACUUCAUCAACCAUUCCGGCAUCAGCCUGCAGGGAGAGCACAUCCUGGACCUCCACUCCCCGACCCACGUGGAUGCAGGCAUCACUGACAACGGCGCUGGGACGCUGGAUGUGAACAUUGACGACAUAGGAGAAGACAUCGUGCCUUACCCCAGAAAAAUCACCCUCAUCAAACAACUCGCCAAAAGUGUCAUUGUGGGCUGGGAGCCCCCAGCGGUGCCACCGGGAUGGGGAACCGUGAGCAGCUACAACGUCCUGGUGGACAAGGAGAUGCGCAUGAGCCUCACGCUGGGGAGCAGAACUAAGGCCCUCAUCGAGAAGCUCAACAUGGCGGCCUGCACCUACCGGAUCUCCGUGCAGUGCGUCACCAGCAGGGGCAGCUCGGACGAGCUGCAGUGCACGCUGCUGGUGGGCAAGGACGUGGUGGUGGCCCCGUCCCACCUGCGGGUGGACAACAUCACGCAGAUCUCCGCCCAGCUCUCCUGGCUGCCCACCAACAGCAACUACAGCCACGUCAUCUUCCUCAACGAGGAGGAGUUCGACAUCGUCAAGGCCGCCAGGUACAAGUACCAGUUCUUCAACCUGAGGCCAAACAUGGCCUACAAGGUGAAGGUUCUGGCCAAGCCCCACCAGAUGCCGUGGCAGCUCCCGCUGGAGCAGAGGGAGAAGAAGGAGGCCUUCGUGGAGUUCUCCACGUUGCCUGCAGGACCCCCAGCACCCCCACAAGAUGUCACUGUCCAGGCUGGGGCGACCCCAGCCACCAUCCGGGUCUCCUGGAAACCACCCGUGCUGACACCCACCGGGCUGUCCAACGGGGCAAACGUUACCGGCUACGGCGUGUAUGCCAAAGGGCAGAGGGUGGCUGAAGUCAUCUUCCCCACGGCAGACAGCACAGCCGUGGAGCUUGUGCGACUGCGGAGCUUGGAGGCCAAGGGCGUGACCGUGCGGACAUUCUCUGCCCAAGGCGAGUCCAUGGACUCCGCUGUCGCCACCGUUCCCCCCGAGCUCCUGGUGCCUCCUACCCCCCACCCGAGAUCUGCACCCCUGUCGAAGCCAUUAGCAAGUGCUGGAGUCCCUGAUACCAAAGACGAGCACCUGGGUCCCCACGCCAGGAUGGACGAGGCCUGGGAGCAGAGCCGCGCACCCGGCCCUGUGCAUGGGCACAUGCUGGAGCCACCCGUGGGCCCCGGAAGGCGGUCACCCUCACCCAGCCGCAUCCUGCCGCAGCCACAGGGCACCCCUGUGUCCACCACGGUCGCCAAGGCCAUGGCCCGGGAGGCCGCACAGAGGGUGGCCGAGAGCAGCAGGUUAGAGAAAAGGAGCGUCUUCCUAGAGAGAAGCAGCGCAGGCCAGUAUGCUGCCUCGGACGAGGAGGACACCUGUGACUCCCCUGGCUUCAAGAGGAGGGGCGCCUCGGUGGACGACUUCCUGAAAGGCUCUGAACUCGGGAAGCAGCCCCACUGUUGCCAUGGAGACGAGUACCACACAGAGAGCAGCCGGGGGUCUGACCUCUCAGACAUCAUGGAGGAGGACGAGGAGGAGCUGUAUUCCGAAAUGCAGCUGGAAGAUGGGGGAAGGAGGCGGCCCAGCGGCACGUCCCACAGGGCCCUCAAGGAGUGCACUGAGCAUAGGACCUCUGAAGGCGCUUUCUGGGAGCAGCCCGAGUUUCCCCACCAGCCCCAGCACAGGAAGAGACUUUUCAGUAUCCCCGAAGUAGCGGAAGAGGACGGGGAAUGCUGCGGGCUGCUGCACAAGCAGGGUGUGGGGCCGGCCCCCAGGGCCAGGACCGGGCUGGCCAGAGAGCGUAGACCCAACCGGCCCUACCGGGGCGACGAGGGCCCUCGGGGUUCCUGGUUCCCGGUGAAGCACAGGGGCUUGGGGGCCGUCCCCCACGUGGAGGACUUCCUUCUGGAAGACAGGGGCUGUCGGUUCAGCCGCUCGGCCACCCGGAGCCCGGACAGCGGCCUGGACUGUGGCAGUGAAGAGGAGGAAUCGAGGUUUGGUUUUGGAAACGCCGUGGCUAUGUGCAGCCCUGGCCCCAGCCACUGUCCCUGCAGGAGGGCCCUGAGGCCGCUGCUGGCCCGGCGGCGGACGCUGACCCGGCAGAACAGCGUUGAGGAGGACUUUGGGGAGCAGGUGGGCCUUGGUGGCGUCCUCAGGAGCAACGACUCCCAGCCCAGCCCGGAGAGGCUGCUCCCCAGGAAGCACAGCUGGGGCGAGCCCACCGAGCACCAAGAUUUUCGGGGUGUCUGGAAGAAAAGCAUAACCAUGCCCGACAGUAGGGCAGCUGCCCAACACGCACAACCACCUCCCAGAGUCGUACAAGGUCCCCCGAUUUUAGGGAACCCAGCCUCUGCAGGACGGGCGGAUCACAUGGGCCGGAGGUUUCCCCGCGGCAGCACUGGUCCCCAGAGGUCGAGGCCCGUCACGGUCCCGUCUAUCGACGAGUACGGGCGGGACCGCCUUUCUCCAGACUUCUACGAGGAGUCGGAAACUGACCCCGGUGCGGAGGAGCUCCCGGCCCGGAUCUUUGUGGCUCUAUUUGACUACGACCCGCUCACCAUGUCCCCAAAUCCAGAUGCCGCAGAGGAGGAGCUUCCCUUUAAGGAAGGCCAGAUCAUCAAGGUUUAUGGCGAUAAAGAUGCCGAUGGAUUCUACCGUGGGGAAACCUGUGCCCGGCUUGGCCUUAUUCCUUGUAACAUGGUCUCUGAAAUACAAGCAGAUGAUGAGGAGAUGAUGGAUCAGCUUUUCAGACAGGGUUUCCUCCCUCUGAACACACCUGUGGAGAAAAUAGAGAGAAGCAGAAGAAGUGGCAGGCAUCAUUCAGUAUCAACUCGGAGAACGGUGGCCCUGUAUGACUAUGACCCCAGAGAAAGCUCGCCCAACGUGGAUGUUGAGGCUGAACUUACGUUUUGCACAGGAGAUAUUAUUACGGUUUUUGGUGAAAUCGAUGAGGAUGGAUUUUAUUAUGGGGAGCUGAAUGGGCAGAAGGGCCUUGUGCCCUCAAACUUCUUGGAAGAAGUGCCUGACGAUGUAGAAGUCUAUCUUUCUGACGCUCCAUCCCACUACUCUCAAGACACACCCAUGCGCUCAAAGGCAAAAAGGAAGAAGAGUGUUCAUUUCACACCCUAAUCAGGCAAUGUAGCCUUCACGUAAGUGAGCAACUGAAGAUACCGAUAAAGAUACCAGCUUAAGCUACCUUAAACGGGCCAAUGUGGUAGACUUAAGGCUUCCUUGUGGGGUUAAAACAAUGAGAUAAAAAGAAAUAUGUCUCAAAAACUUAUUGGACCUAAAUAAUUAGAAUAUUACUUGGUCUCAGUUGUAAAGCAACUGAAUUUAUAGUGAAGCAAAACAUCUUUAAUAAGCAUUUCCUACUAUUUGCAUUAAGAAUAUUUGAAAGGCCAACAUUGGGAACAUAUUUCUUAACCAGCUAACUGUGUGUUUACAUAGAGAGCUGCAUAUUGCAUUGUUAGCCACUUUUGGAAAAAGCACAACCUAACAAACAUGUUUACUAUAGGAAGUUCUCCUUUAAAAACCUUAACCCGAGGUCAAGCAGAUAAGUAGCGAGCCCGGGUGACCGAGUGUUGGCUCUGAACCUCCAAAUGCUGGCUCAAACUGCCAGAGCAUGUUUUCCUUAAGUAACCAUGCCUCUACCUUACGAGAGAGCUCUGCUCCUCCUCAAAGCAUAGCCAUUCUGAGACGCUGGUGAAGGACGGGUUUGCUGCUGGUGUACCAAUGCAAUACUAAGUUUAUGAAGCAUGCGGCUCACGUGAUGCAUUAGAUGGAACAGAUGGUAUCUUCAGGUGUACUUUGGGAUGCUUUUCUAGGUGUUUUUCAUUAGAAUUCGACCUUGAUUUUAAAUCCAAGCAAGCUUGAAGCCCCUUGGCUUAUAGCAUUUGCCUGCUGAAUACUGAACACUCACACGGCAAGAGCUGCUCUGGAGAGGUGGGGCCAGAGGAAUGACGGUGCUCUGUCAACUCAGGCACAUACUUAGCUGUAAAGGGAAGUGAGGCAAAGUCGUCCUGCAGUGUCUACCCCUCUGAAGCACGAUUAAGCACUUAACGUAUACUGAAAUACUACCAUGCUAUCUACUGAGGAAAGCUCAUGUUCAAUUAUUUGGAAAUAACGAAAGCAUCCACUAAGGGCCUUUAAGCUUUCUUUGAUUGUAAUUAAGGUUCAUUUUAGUUUUUUUCUUUUUUUUUCUUUCAACCAGUGUGCCAUCUCCAAUAUUUCUAUAGUAUACUAACCAACCCAGGAAUGCACUUUAACAAUAUCAGGAUUUUAUAUAACCAAAUAGUUUCAGAUACAACAAAAUUCCCCUUAAGAACUCUUGCUUUUAAGACUACUGAUGGGUACUCGGCCAACUUUACUAUCAACCUAAUUCGAAAUCAUGUUUCCCCUGCCCUCAGUCUUCAUUUAUGAAGUGAAUUCUUACCUGCCUUAGCUUUGCCAAAGCAGCGGCCACCCCGCAAUCCCUUGACACAGAGACACAGACCCCUCACUUUCAUGUCUGGGUCCUCUCUCUGGCAUGCUGUGGGGGAGGACCUUUGCUUCUCGUGGCACAGUUUGACAACCAAAAGAACAAAUGAACCCCCUUGACCUUGCCUGGUGGGAAAUGGGGACAGUGCGAUGUUACCAAGUGAAUUCUGUUGUUGGCGCUCACACACUCAAUAAACUGUAACACUGUACCUACUAGGUUCCUCCUGAGGGUUCAGGUACAGCAAGGAGAGCUCCAUCCCCCACAGUCCAUCUCCAUUCGGGGUCACCUACGUCAUCUAUGGGUUCUGGUAGUCCUGGGAGAGGCAGGGAAAUGUCCUCGAAAAAGAAAAAGGGGCUGCUUUCCAAAGGCAAGAAACUGCUGAAAAAGCUGGGUGCAGUGAAAUGAUUCAUGUGCUUCCGGACAACUUCCAAAUCUAUGUAAUUUUCUUUAAUUCCAAACUAGGGCUUUCAUGACUCAAGUACUUCCUAAAAAAACCCAAUCUUCUCCCCUGACACCAGUAGAGAAAUGCACUUUUGCACUACCAUCCACUUUAUACCAACCGCGAGAACAAAAGAGGAGCGGUUGCCCUCUGUCACCGCUGGCAGUCUGCUUUCAUUGUCCAAGCUCUGAUUUGGGAAGUGGGAGGGGAUGUCUUAUUAACAAACAGGGGGGCGCAUAGCUAUCACCUGUAGCUCCCUCCCUGCCUGUAAUUCCAGUCUUUGUGCAUUUGUCAUCCGCCCUUCAAGGAAUGAUUUUCAACCUUUCUCCCUUCUCAAAAUGCUUGCCUCAUAAUGCAUAACUUUCACUUUGACUCUGGUCUUGAAAUUCCUAGUUUAAUUCGCCUUGGUGUUCUGCCUUAUAAAUGCACAAUGAUUUGUACUGUCUAAUAAAAAUACAGUGUAUACUUUGUACGUGUCGUGCAUUCAGUGGUCUUCAUCCUCACUGACACAGUGGUUCGAAAUCAAGUUGUACAGGCUGUGCAUUUUAAGAUACUAGUUUUAGUCUUUCAAAGUGAGCCAGGCCACACACAGAAAAUGUUGACUCAAUCAUUCAAAGGAGAGAAGGAGACAAAGUCACUUUGGUAGCAGCAGUACUCCAACCUUCCAGAAGGCCGAUAAUCUCCAUUGCUUUCAAUGUGCUAUUUUGUGGCAUAUGAUUUUCUGUUACUUUUGUUGUCAGAAUGCCAUGCCCAAAUAGACACCAAUGAAUGGCACACACGUAAUUCACAUAAUGCAUAAGCCACACCAGAAACAUACUAAAUUUAAAUCUGCUCCAAAUGAUUCUAUACCCAUCUUCAUCAUUGGCAUUGGAACAAAAGACUUACAAAGUUGCUGGCAGAUGUAUUUGAUGGUUACUAUUUUGUAAUUUUGUCCACUUGUAAAUUGUUUUUAUACAUACUUUCCAGACUGCCUUUCUUUUGUAAUUUAUGGACGGUUUAUAAAUGAAUGACAAAGCUUUCCCCACUGUGUCUUCAAAAAAUAUAUUAUAAAUUGUAAUAUAAUAGUAUGUGGUAGCUUUAUUAAAAGGAAAUCAAUGUGUGGUUAAGCUCUGUGUGGGUGUGUGCAUGUGUACAGUUAGUGUAAAAUAUUUUCUAAAAAUAAAAUUUGUUAUUUUAUACAA